This is a messenger RNA of Volvox carteri f. nagariensis, 2560 nucleotides long. RefSeq lists its product as uncharacterized. Gene Ontology annotation, biological process: double-strand break repair via homologous recombination. NCBI's taxonomy places the organism in Eukaryota, Viridiplantae, Chlorophyta, Chlorophyceae, Chlamydomonadales, Volvocaceae. Gene Ontology annotation, cellular component: chromosome; nucleus; cytoplasm. Bases 1 to 2208 code for a protein of 735 amino acids. The record is from RefSeq and is a predicted model, not a curated record. Gene Ontology annotation, molecular function: ATP binding; 3'-5' DNA helicase activity; four-way junction helicase activity. The transcript has 13 exons.
AUGAAACACAAACUGCACGCCAGGACGAGGCUGUUCCGAAAGAAAUGGAAAAGAAAUGAUUUGGAUGGAAAUGAGGACCUGAUGCCGAGUCAUGGGGAAAGCGAGAGCAGCGGCGAGUUGGAUGGCGAGGGCGAUGGCAGCGCGAGCAGUCUCGAUGACGAUGACGACUCAAGCAGCAGUGAGGGAGAGGACGGCGGAAGCGACUCGGAAUGGGGAAUCAUGGAGCAGGAAAGCAGCGACGUGAGUGUGACAUUGGUGCAGGCUAAUGCCUGUGGUGGUGUUGGUGCUGGCGGUGCUGGUGCUGGUGGUCCAGUUCCGGUCUGGAUGGCUCCACCUUCGGACGACGAGAUUCAGAGCGUUCGGAUGGGAGGGAUUGAGCCCCUGCUCCGACUGGCCAACAAGUGGGUCUGGGGCAAAUGGCGUGUGUUCGGCAAUGAAGGAUUUCGACCCAACCAGAUGGAAGUGAUGAAGUCUACACUGUCCGGGCGGGAUGUAUUCGUGCUGAUGCCCACUGGCGGCGGUAAAAGCCUGUGCUACCAGCUGCCGGCUGUGGUCAGCCAGGGCGUCACUGUGGUGGUUUGUCCGCUGCUUUCACUGCAGACCCAGGACGAGGCGGUGUCGGUGCUGCGGGAGCUGUGCAAGGAGCGGCCUAGCUGUAAGCUGCUGUACCUCACACCCGAGGCGCUGGUCAAGGGAACCCGCGUCAAGGACCUCCUGGACCGACUGCACCAGCGUGGCCGGCUGGCGCGGUUCGUCAUUGACGAGGCGCAUUGCGUGUCGACCUGGGGCCAUGACUUCCGCCCUGACUAUGCGCAGCUGGGGCUCCUGAAGGUGCGAUACCAGGGAGUGCCUAUCAUGGCCCUGACAGCCACGGCCACGGAGGAGGUCAAACAGGAUAUCUUGCGCAAGCUUUCCAUUGACCGUACCGCCGCGACCUUCAAGACGAGCUUCCAUCGGCCCAACCUGGAUUUCAUUGUGUACGACAAGCCCGUUGGAAAAACUGAGGAUAACAAACCCGCGGACAUGGAGAUGCUGGUGGCGCACAUCACUCACAAGGGCGUCAACACUUCCGGUAUCGUCUACUGCUUGUCAAGGGAGGACUGCGAGGAUGUGGCGGGGUAUCUGAAUGCGAGGGACAUUCGCGCGGCCCACUACCACGCCGGCAUGACACCCAAGCAGCGCACACAGGUGCAGAACAAGUGGCGCGACGGCGAGAUUGCGGUGGUGGUCGCCACAAUUGCCUUUGGAAUGGGUAGCAAGGGCAACCGCGACGCAGCGAUGCGCCACUUGCAAGAGAUGGUCGAGUACUGCAAUGCACGAAGGCGAUGCCGACACCAGAUGCUCCUGCAGUAUUUCGCGGACAACUCCCUGUCGUCUGGCUGCGGCAAUCGGUGCGAUAACUGCAUGAACCGCAAUAACCGUGACUGGUCGUACAUGGAAAACGGUCAGGAGCUGGCGCCACCCCGCCAACCGCCUUGGAUGGCGGUACUGGACGAGUCGGAAGGCGGCAGUGGGGCAAAGGGCGGCGGUAAGGAGCGUGGGGGACGCGCGGCUGGCAAUGCGGCGGGGCGGAAGCGCCCCCCAGCUGCAGGUGCAGCGUCCGGGAACACGGGCUUUCAAACGGCAGCGAGCUUGAUGCAAUCGAAUGGUGGAACUGGUAAGAGGCAAGCCACGGGCAAGUCGGGGGCCUCGCGUUUUCAGACAGCAGCUGUGUUGCAUGGCGUUGCCGCCAAUAGUGCCAAGUCAACUGGUGUGCACGCACCUAGCCGGCCCAAGCCCCAGCAGUUGGGCUUUGCACCCAUGGUCACCGGCUACAACGAUGCCCGCACGGGAGCGGACGCGGGUCCUGCUGCGGCAGCACGCAAUCCCUUCAUGCGCCUGGGUGCUGGCGGUGGAGCGGGUACGGAGAGCGUAGAGGCGCUGCCGCCACGGAUCAGCGCUGCUGCGGCGGCUGCGAACGCCGCUAUAAUGCGAGCGGGAGCAGUGCAACAUGGCAGUGCGUCGGCAGCACCGGCAGCAGCAGCCGUAGCGGCUCCAGCAACUGGAGGCCCCCCGCGGAAGCCGGUUAUUAGUGCCCGAGCGCAUGCCAUGCAAGCAGCCAGCGUGCGCUUGCGCCGACAGCAGCAGGCGAUUGCGCAACAGGAGAUCGCGGCAGUGCAGGCAGGCCGUGCUGCGGUUGUUACAUCACUGAUUGUGGACGACAGCUAACAUAGGAUGGCGUGUGCUGCAUUUCCCCGCUGGAUCUCGCAAAUGACUUGACCGCAGGUUGGACUGGAAGGUAUCAGCAUUGGCUCUGAUGCAUAAGUACACAAGAACUGGAUGUGGUUGUGUCCCUGUGUAUUGGAGCGUAGAACUGCUUUAAUUUUCUUACACGUGACGGUUGGGCCCCGCUAAUUGCCUGCUCUUGAGCUAGGGAGCCGAGCACGUGAUCCUCGUACCUCCCUUAACGUAUUAUACAAACGAGGGGUACCUGCAUACAUAGUCUUGUACUCACCUUAUACGAGGUACCCAUAGGCGACUUGAUCUACAAAGACAAGUACUGUGUCCGGAUUUGUUUCCC